AUGGGGAUUACAAGUCUAACCAAGUACAUGGAUUCUCUUCCCCUGCACUGGAAGAGUACAAUUGUCUCUCGAUGCCCAAUAGUACUUGAUGGCCUUAGUUUCCCUUAUCAAUUACUUGGUGAUUUUGAUUGGAAGUUUGGUGGUCAGUAUCCUGGAAUGCGAGACUCUUUGGAAAAUCUCAUUAACACGUUACUGGCCCAACAUGUAAGCCCCAUACACGUGGUCUUUCAUGGCAUCAGACAAACAGAUAAAAUGGAUCUGCUCCUGCUUAGGAGACAAGUUGUCCAAGACACAAUAUGGAAAGUUCAGCUUGAAGAAGAAGUUGAACCAUAUCAUGCAAGUGGUGUACAUUCACUAUUGAUGUUGCACACAUUUCUUAAAUUACUUCACAAUUACCAAAGCGACGAAGUUAGGGUGUAUCCUGCAGAUGGAGACCAUACUCACCUUGCAGUUUCUCUAGCAAAUGCAUAUGACUGCUAUCUAGUUGGGGAAAAUUCUGAUUAUUUCAUCACACCACUUCAGAAGGGAUACAUACCUUUAUCUAAACUUGCAUGGAAUCAGCCAGGUUCUCCUGUCAUAGGAAGAGUAUUCAAGAGAGAUAGUUUUAUUGCCAGUCUAAAUAUUGAGCCUGAUCUUAUCUAUGCCAUUCCUGCUUUUCUUGGAAAUGAUACCCUACCUAAUCUGGUAGAGGAAACAAAGCUCAAAAGUUUGGUUAGGGAUAAUCCACGCUAUCGUGGAAAAGAUUUACAAUUGACAAUCAAAUUUCUUGAAAAGUGUCAUAGGCUGACUGACUUAAAGCAUCAGAUAUCAUCACUUGAUGAUGGCGGAGAAGCACUCCAAAAGUUUGAGCAGAGCUUUGAGAAAGCGAGGCAAAAGUAUGACAUUAAAAGUCCUUUUAAUUACGAGGAAUUCAAGAAGUCUAUUGCUUUUCGAUCUGAUAAUUGGAGAUCCAUACCACCUUGGAUUGUUCAGCAAUAUAAAGAUUACAUGUUUUCACCUUCAUUGCUAGAACUUUUUAUCAAAGGAGUCAAUUUUCUUCGUGUUGUUCCAGACGAUUGUACAACAUGGUCAAAACCAGCUAGCAUGAUCAUCAGUAGGCCAAUAAGGCUAGUUAUUUAUGCCCUUCUGAUUGAGGGAAGUCAUGUCACAGAAAUUAUCAGGCAAGGAUCAAAGCUAAUAGAAGAUCAAAUACAUCUAUCAGGUCACAGUGACCCAAUGGAGAUAGAAGAAAUGAAAUUGGAGCCAAAGGAGAAACGACGUAACAGAAUAUACGAAAUAUUGAUGUGCAGUUCUCAUGCUCUGUCUUUGCUUGAAGAAGAAUGGCACUUACCAGUUGCUUCUGUCAUCUUUUGGGCAAAAUCGGCUGCUAUACCAAGAGGCGACAUUUAUUUAAGUGCAAUUGUCCUGUCCUUUGCUGAAUGCUUUUAUAAAUCUGCUGCCCCAUGCACUCCAGCCUUUAGUCUAGAAGCUCUUCAUCUUUAUGCUCAGUGGCAGUGUGUCUAUCAUGAUGCUAUACUGCUUAACCAAGUAUUGGCUCUACCACUGCCCUAUCUGUCACCUGCUGACUUGUUUGAUGGUAAACUUGUCACGUAUUAUUCACAAAAGAGCAACGAUGAGUUUGACAUGAUUCUUGCUAACACCAGCAGGGAAAUUUUGCAACUCUACACAAAGAUUCUUAAAGCUGUCUACGACAAUAUUUGA
Molecule: messenger RNA, 1701 nt
Organism: Amphimedon queenslandica
Lineage: Eukaryota; Metazoa; Porifera; Demospongiae; Haplosclerida; Niphatidae
Product: protein asteroid homolog 1-like
Exons: 1
Coding region: 1-1701 (566 amino acids)
Source: RefSeq, a predicted model, not a curated record